CUGAAUAGACCGAAAUCUCUUUUCCUUUCUCACUCACAGUUCAGUGGACUGUGGUCGUCUGUGGAGCGAGGAGAGGAGAAGAGGAAGCGAGAGAGAGAGAGAGAGAGAGAGAGAGAGAGAGAGAGAUGGCGAGGAGGGCGGAAGAGGAGUAUGAUUAUCUAUUCAAGGUGGUAUUGAUCGGGGACUCGGGAGUUGGGAAAUCCAAUCUUCUCUCGCGCUUCACACGCAAUGAGUUCUGCCUUGAAUCUAAGUCCACCAUCGGUGUUGAAUUCGCCACUCGCACCCUCAAGGUUGAAGGGAGGAUAAUAAAAGCUCAGAUAUGGGACACAGCAGGACAGGAACGGUAUCGCGCAAUAACUAGUGCCUACUACCGUGGAGCUCUUGGAGCCGUCCUAGUCUAUGAUACGACGAAGCACACAACAUUUGAGAAUGUGUCUCGUUGGCUCAAGGAGCUCCGUGACCAUGCUGACUCUAAUAUUGUGAUCAUGCUUAUUGGCAACAAAACAGACCUCAAACACCUUCGUGCCGUCGCCACAGAAGAUGCACAGAGCUUUGCUGAGAAGGAAGGACUUUCCUUCAUAGAGACAUCUGCUCUCGAGGCUAUAAAUGUCGAGAAGGCAUUUCAAACAAUCCUUGCUGAGAUUUACAGGAUCAUCAGCAAGAAGUCAAUAUCCUCAUCGGAGGAGCCGGGCUCCGGACCUGCAGGUGGAAUCAAAGAAGGAAAGACGAUCGUAGUAACAGGAGCAGAGGCUAACAGUACAAAGAAGCAAUGCUGCUCAGCAUAAAUUCACUUAAAAGUUUUGUAUUGUUUCUUGAAUCCUGUGUGCAUUUUUUGUUAUUCGUCAGUAUACAUGUUGUUGAAUGGUUCCACAUGGACUGCUUUUUCAAGACAUUUGCAAGGGUUUUUACUAAAGCUCA
Dioscorea cayenensis subsp. rotundata (Guinea yam) is the source of this 918-nucleotide messenger RNA. RefSeq names its product ras-related protein RABA2a-like. Gene Ontology annotation, molecular function: GTP binding; GTPase activity. The record is from RefSeq and is a predicted model, not a curated record. Gene Ontology annotation, cellular component: endosome. Lineage: Eukaryota; Viridiplantae; Streptophyta; Magnoliopsida; Dioscoreales; Dioscoreaceae. The transcript is spliced from 2 exons. The coding region runs from base 126 to 785 and encodes 219 amino acids.